Musca domestica (house fly) is the source of this 1435-nucleotide messenger RNA. Its product is annotated as solute carrier family 25 member 35. Bases 160 to 1077 code for a protein of 305 amino acids. The record is from RefSeq and is a predicted model, not a curated record. The transcript has 4 exons. NCBI's taxonomy places the organism in Eukaryota, Metazoa, Arthropoda, Insecta, Diptera, Muscidae.
UACAUCGAUUGUCUACCAUCUCCAGUGUGAGGUGAUUACAGAAGAUAUAGAAGAUAAAUUCCAAUCAAUCGUCCCAAAAAAACAGGCAAUUCUUCAAAUAAAUAUGAACAUUGAAGGUGUCAGUUUUGGUAGUUGGAGUCUCUAAUAAACAUAUGGAUCAUGGAUGCCUCUGACUUUGUUUUGGGCGGUUUUGCAUCGGUUGGUGCCACAUUUUUCACCAAUCCCAUUGAAGUCAUCAAGACACGCAUUCAACUUCAAGGUGAAUUAGCGGCUCGCGGUACCUAUGUCGAACCAUACCGGGGGAUCGUUCAUGCCUUUGCAACGGUGGCCAAAAACGAUGGCUUGUCUGGACUCCAAAAGGGUUUAGUACCGGCUUUAUAUUUUCAAUUUAUUAUUAAUUCAUUUCGUUUAAGCAUUUAUAAUAUGGCCUUAAACAAGGGAUGGAUGCAUAAGAAAAAUGGUGAAGUAUCUUUUGGUCUGGGCCUGUUUUGGGGUGCUGCCGGUGGUGCCAUUGGUUCCUAUUUCUCUAGUCCAUUUUUUAUGGUUAAAACACAACUACAGUCUCAAGCCGCAAAACAAAUUGCCGUGGGAUAUCAACAUGCCCAUACCGGCAUGAUGGAUGCCCUCUCACAAAUCUACAAUAAACGCGGAAUAUAUGGCCUGUGGCGCGGUUCAAUGGCCGCCAUACCGCGUGCUGCUAUCGGCUCCGGAGCACAAAUCGCCACGUUUGGCAAAACAAAAUUUAUGCUUAAGCAAUACGAUAUUGUUACCCAGCCAACCUUGAACUCAUUUUGUGCCGGCCUUAUUGCAGGCUCAUUAAUGUCGGUGGCCAUUACACCGCCAGAUGUCAUUUCAACCCGCCUUUACAAUCAAGGAUGGGACGAACGUGGUCGUUACAACGGUUGGCUAGACUGUUGUGUUAAGAUAUUAAAAUCAGAAGGUAUUUAUGGCUUAUACAAAGGUUUUUGGGCCAACUACUUGAGAAUAGCCCCACACUCAACUCUUGUUUUGCUCUUCUUCGACGAAUUGCUGUUGGUGCGUGAUAAGUAUCUGCAAGACAAGAGCAAUAGGCAUUAAAGCAACAAACUUGUUAAUUGUGCAAUAUAUUUUUUUUAUAUUUUAAUUGGAACAAACAAAAAAAGGAUAUUAGUUGUGAUUCUUUUUUAAAAGAAUAUUAUUUAUUAUUUCGAUUUCUACUCUUCUUUUGUUAAUUGUUAUUGUUUUGCCAGUACAAAAAAAAGAAAACAAAUUUUUAACAUAUAUAGUUGUUAAGCUUUUUUCGUAUUUUUUUACGAUAACUCAAAAAAAAUUAAAGUGCCUUCCAACCCCGCAGAGAGUCUAUUUAGCUACUAGUUAAUUACCAAAAAACAAAUCCACUAACAAUAAAAUAAGAAACUGUUGAAUAAAUAAAAUACAAAAAAUUACCAAAGAUGAA